AUGUGUCUCUCUCUGCGUGUAACCUCUCGCAUCAUGGACCUCAGGUUGGCCAUCACUUGGUGUGUUCGUUUCAGGACCCUUUGCGCUCGCCAACAGCCAUUCACCAGCACUGCUCCAUUUUUCCUGCAUCAGAGUUGCUCGUCGUCGCCUUCAGCUGGAUUCGAUCCUGCUCACCUUGUGCCUGCCUCCAGACUUUCCCUCCCUUUGGGUCUCCAGUUCAAAACCCAGAAAAACUGUUUGGAACCAAGGUUCCAUGGGUUCCUGAUGACCAAGGAAGAUGGAAAGAGGUGCUAUGGAUUUUCUUUGGUUUUCUACGAAGAAGUACGAUAUAGGAACAUUUGUAAUGCCAUGCACACCCUACAGGCGAUGCAUCUAACCGAAUUAUCCAGUGGCCAAGGUAUAGUGCGCCCUAAAGGGCCCCACUCAAGAUCACUGCCCCGUCAUUUGAAAUUGAUGUCACCACACUCCGGCUCUGCCUUGACUUACUAUGAUGUUGCCAAAGAUAAAUUAUUCGUUUCCAAAAGCAUUGUGAUACUUACCCAAGAAUGCUACUCUUAUGUAGCUGAAAUAUUCCUCACCAACUUGUACAAAAGUCUUCCACGUCAACCUGGUCCAGGUCUAUCUCCAGAGGCGUACAUAUAUAAUUUGUUGUACGAUGCAGCACCACCACAUCCUGGAAAAUCCGUAAGACUUUUUCUACCGCCUCCAAAUCCAUCAGGAGCACCUUUGGCUGCUGUUAUGCAGAAACCUGGUUUAAACGAGUUACCACCUUUGCAUUAUCCUUUAAGGACUUUGUUUAAGUUGCUGGGGGUUGAAAAUGUUGUUCAGCUGUUCACGUGUUUGUUGCUCGAGAACCAAGUUCUCUUAAGAUCCAGUGAUUGUCAACGUCUGAUGGUAGUCGCAGAAUGCAUCACAGGUUUACUAUUUCCAUUCGCCUGGCCUCAUGUUUACGUACCUGUUUUACCUGCAUCGUUACAUCACUUUCUGGAUGCACCUGUACCAUUUGUAAUGGGUUUGCAUGCAGAAGCUGAUUCUAUACUGAAAAUUGGUUCAGAAGCUGCCUUGUGUUUCGUAGAUAUAGACAAACCUUUACUCCAACUUCCUGAAGAAAUUCCAGUGUUUCCACACAGAACGUUUAUCCAGGAACUCCAAGCUGUCUUGGAUAAACACCAGGUUGUUUGCCAUCAGGAUGAGGUUGUCACUAAUCAGCAAACUGUUGUUCAGAACCAGUUUGCUGGUGGUAAUGCUAAAGUUGAUGUUAUGACUGCCAGUUGUACUUUACCGUCAGGUAUGCAUUUAAGGCGUAAACAUUCUCUGCACGAUGUUCUGGAUUGGGACAGACCCAAUUCACCAGAUGUCGAGAACCAGAAACCUCCAAAACAUGAUGGUAAAUUUGGACCGAGGUCUGAAGCUUUGCAGAGGGUUAGACGAACAGGUGAUGUAGAUUGUGCAGUUCCUCCGUCAUCACCAAAAGGACCUCUACCACCGAUGGAACAAUAUUGCGAGGACAUGAGAUUGAAUAAUGCUAUACGGGAAAUAUUUCUGAACAGAUUUGUACAAAUGUUUGCAGCUUACGAGCACUUUGUGAUAUAUCCUCAAAAUACUGAGGAACAAGGAUCUCCAAACUCAUCCCUGCACAGUUUCGACAAAGCAUCAUUCUUAUCAGACCAGCCUUUACUACACAGACAAUUCUUAUCGAGGUUUUUGGAAAGUCAAAUGUUUGCUUCUCUGAUCGAUCACAAAGCCCAACCUUCAUCAGAUCACCCACAUCCUAGUCUGGGAGUCUUCGAACACAGACUGAACCUCUUAAAGAAACGUUACGGUGGAGACAGUCUGUCCAGGAGUCCCAAUUACGAGCCUUGUACUUGUUCAAGGGAGUCCCAAAGGGCACUCGAUAGAAGGUUGGCAAGUGCUGAUUUUGAGGCACCACCUCCGAGGGAAUUGCUACCAAAUAGACCAGCUUAUUUUAGGUCUUUUCCUUUGCUGGACAAAAGUGUGCUCAACCAGGACAGGCCUAGGAAUUCCAAUAGUCUCAGAAGGAUCAAACAAAGUCACAAAAAUCAGGGAAUAAGGGAACCCCCGGACGGAAACGAGGAUAGUGGUAGUAAAUUGUCACUUCCACCUAGUGAAUUAAAUCCUGCAAUCCUUGCUCAGGCUAAUUGGACAUUUGUUGAAAAACUACUAAAGGAUUGUAAAAGUAGGACGAAAAGGAUGCUCUUAGAGAAAUUAGGACCAGAAGCAGGAACUUUGGGUCUAAGCAAUGGAGGUCUCGGAGGCGUCGAAGAAAGCACCCUUGUUUCAUCCCUUUGUGACCUUCUGGAAAGGAUUUGGUCACACGGAUUGCAGGACAAAAAGGGCAAAUCUGCCCUCUGGGUGCACCUUACAAGUUACCAAGAAUUGCAAAAGGGUGAUGAUCUCAAAUCUACUGACCCGAAUUUUUUAACACCUGAUUUAUCCACGAUGACCAUCGAAGACGCCUCGACGAGUACAAAAGACAGUCCUAGGGACGAAACCAAAAAUUUAACAGAAAAACAACUAAAACCUUUACCAGAAUCUCUAAUAUUCGAUAUAAGGAAUAUCCAAGCAAUGACAGACAUAAAGACCCACAUAGGUUACGCAAGAGCAUGGGUCAGAUUAUCCUUAGAAAAAAAGUUGUUGUCGAGACAUCUGAGGACUCUAUUAUCCCAAGGAUUGCUCCUAAAAACUCUAUACAGGCGUUGUGCUUUUUUGAGAUGCGAAGACGAACGGGAACAGUUUUUGUACCAUUUGCUGACUCUAAACGCUGUGGAUUAUUUUUGUUUUACCAAUACGUACCCCACAACGACUUUACCUUAUCGUGUGAUAAUUUUCCCUUCGAGGAAAUCAAGUGCAGCGAGCAGCACCACUGCCAAUUGUUACAUUGUGAUCUCGGGGACAAUUUCUGAAACCCAACACAUACCCAUACCUAAAGGCUCUCUAGAAUUCGUAUUUAAUCAUAAAAAUCUGGGAAUUUUGACGACUUUGAGGAUAGGUCAUGAUAGCACAGGUUUAUCGGCCAAUUGGAAAGUUGAGAAUGUUCUUGUACGAAACGAAGUUACUGGACAUUCUUAUAAAUUUCCCUGUGGUCGUUGGCUAGGACGAGGCAUAGACGACGGUUCUACCGAACGACUCCUGGUAGGAACCCUGGUGCCUUCGACGGUGCCAUCUAAGGACCUAGUGGUCGCCUGCAGCACGCCUCCGAGGUCAAGGUCACCUUGUGCAGCAGGAGGAAGCACCGUCUUGAAACCGUCCGACAUUCAAACCAUGAUAAGUGAUUGCGUUAAUGUUUUAGUAAAAUGGCACUACAAACCCAGUAGACACAGAGAUGUUAGUACUUUAACAACUCUCUUGUGUGGAGAAAACGGUCUGGUCAAAUCUUUGCAGCAGGCGUUCCUGUUCGGUUUUCGUUCGUCCAGGCUUUUUGGACGCAACUUGUAUUUAUGGGAUUAUUUUGUUCGUGUUAAAGAAGAAUUCGAAGCGAACCUAGUCGAAGAUUCUUUGGCGGCAGUUCGUGGUUCGGCGACUCCUCAGAACCAACAAGAAGUGGCGGCCGUUUGGAGGUGCUACUGCCAUUUGGUGGACGAGAUACAAAACGCAUCACAUUGUCAUUCUUUGGGCAAAGAUGGGAAAUUCCAGCUUUUUAUUUGUCUCAGCUUGAGGGAGCAUUUACUCCACAGAAUGUUGCAACCGAUGGCUGCAACCAAAUUAACAGCAGAAAUGUACGAAGAGCAGUCUUUCCUACGUCGAAGAGGCCUUCUAACAUUUUUGAGACAAAUUUUGGAGCCUUUAGACGAGUUUCAUAUUGUUUUGGAAAACUCUAUAACCCAAGGUAUACCUUCACAUUGUUAA
Ctenocephalides felis (cat flea) is the source of this 3867-nucleotide messenger RNA. RefSeq names its product DENN domain-containing protein 5B-like. The record is from RefSeq and is a predicted model, not a curated record. Gene Ontology annotation, molecular function: guanyl-nucleotide exchange factor activity; small GTPase binding. NCBI's taxonomy places the organism in Eukaryota, Metazoa, Arthropoda, Insecta, Siphonaptera, Pulicidae.